Molecule: messenger RNA, 3284 nt
Organism: Nannospalax galili (Upper Galilee mountains blind mole rat)
Lineage: Eukaryota; Metazoa; Chordata; Mammalia; Rodentia; Spalacidae
Gene: Ing5
Product: inhibitor of growth family member 5
Exons: 10
Coding region: 1387-2151 (254 amino acids)
Biological process (GO): positive regulation of DNA-templated transcription; positive regulation of apoptotic signaling pathway
Cellular component (GO): nucleus
Molecular function (GO): chromatin binding
Source: RefSeq, a predicted model, not a curated record
AUCGCCGCAGUUCCUUCCCGGACCUGCCCCGCGGAGCUUUGCGCGCAGAGUCCUAACUGUGCUGCUCUUAGGGUUCGGGGUUCUGCAGACUCUUCACGUGGCAAGUCUAGAAAAGCAGCGGAAUCUGGUUUCGCUGUGUUGCCAGCGCUCAGCCGCCGGCCUCUAAGUCGGUUACCAGGACGGAGCUUGCCUCGUCUGCUCUGAAGGCGGCCGUGAAGAGCAUGCACCGCCUCCCCCAAGAUGAGCCGCCAGCACCCCACGACGCGGGAAUGCGUGCUGCCGGUUUAGUGUUGCAGGGGCUCUCCUAAAACCCGGGGACAAAAAUUGGUGGAAGAAAACGGAUUUAUUUACAGCACUGGACAAAACAGAGAAAUGCUCGCCCUCUUCUGCCUUGCUAGGAACAGACUUAGAAUUUGUAGAAAAGGUUAGACCAAAGUUGGGAAAUAGAUGUAUUUACAGAUUUAGCUGUGAGCAAAUUUACCGGAACUGGAAAGUAAUCCAUCUCCUGGGAGAUCCUAUAUGCCUCUGGCUUCUUUGUAGUGGCCCAUCCUCACCCCUAGCAUGGAAUUUACUAGAGAAAGGAUCAUUCUUAACGCGCCUUUUACACGGGACACUGGCUGCUAGGACACCCUGUAGGUGAAGCUUUUACCGACCGUGUGCCAGCUUCUUGUGGUCAGCUAGCACAACUUGUAGGAAUUGGUUCUCUUCCAUCAUGUGGGUCUUGGGGAUCUAACAGGACAUCGGCCUUGGUGGCAAGUCCCUUUACCCCCUGAGCAGUCUCCCCUUCUUAUUUUUUUCUUUGUGAUGUUGAGGGUUGAACCCAGGGCCUCACAAAUGCAAUUUACGACUGACCCAAAUCCCCAGGCUUUCUUUACAUUUUUUACUUUGAAAUAGGGUCUCACUAAGUUGCCCAGGCUGACCUUGAACUAGCUAUUUAGCCUGGGCUGGUCUUGGAACUUGAAAUCCAGCUGCAGCUUCCCAAGUAGCAAAGAUUGCAGGUGCAUGCUAUCACAUCAUACUAAUGAAGUUUUUUACUUAUUUUGGUGUUGAGGAGUGAACCCAGGGUCUUCUGCGUGCCAGGCUGUGCUCCACCACUGUCCUGUAUUCCUUUUUUAAAGUUUUUAAAAUUUUUAAUGAAUUGGUGCUGGAGAGAAGACUGAAUGGUUAAAAUUGUAAGUCCCCAUGUGGGUGCCAGGAAUCGAAUUUGGGGCUUCUGCAAGAACAGCAAGUAUUCUUAACCACUGAACCACCUCUCCAAACCCACACCCCCAGCUUUGAAUGAGCUAAGAACCACUGGCUUCACUGUGCUGAAGGGAGACCAAUAGGAACGCUCCAUUUGAGAGUGGCACUUUGCAGGCACCAGGGUAUACAUGUUUUCUUCACGGUAUGCCCAGGACCAGUCCAGGCAUCCAGGAACAGCGUGGGCGCGUCCUUCCAGGCCAGACAGCAACAAAGGGGACCCAAGGCAUUGAGAACCUUCCUUGUGAACUUCAGAGGAACUUCCAGCUGAUGCGAGAGUUGGAUCAGAGGACAGAAGAUAAGAAAGCAGAGAUCGAUAUCCUGGCUGCAGAGUAUAUUUCCACAGUGAAGACUCUCUCUUCAGCCCAGCGUGUAGAGCACCUGCAGAAGAUCCAGAGCGCCUACAGCAAGUGCAAGGAGUACAGCGAUGACAAAGUGCAGCUGGCCAUGCAGACCUACGAGAUGGUGGACAAACAUAUCCGAAGGCUUGAUGCUGACCUGGCACGCUUUGAGGCUGACCUUAAGGACAAGAUGGAUGGCAGUGAUUUUGAAAGUGCUGGAUCACGAGGCUUGAAAAAAGGUCGGGGUCAGAAAGAAAAGAGAGGCUCCCGGGGCCGAGGGAGGAGGACAUCAGAAGAGGAUACUCCUAAGAAAAAAAAGCACAAAGGCGGGUCUGACUUCACUGACAGUAUCCUAUCUGUGCAUCCCUCUGACGUGCUGGACAUGCCUGUGGACCCGAAUGAGCCCACGUACUGUUUGUGCCACCAGGUGUCCUAUGGGGAGAUGAUCGGCUGUGACAAUCCAGAUUGUCCGAUCGAGUGGUUUCACUUUGCUUGUGUGGAUCUCACCACAAAGCCCAAAGGAAAGUGGUUCUGUCCACGAUGUGUUCAGGAAAAAAGAAAGAAGAAGUAAGGAAGAGGUUGUGUGCCAGAUUGAAGAGCAAGCUAAUAUAUUUCUUCAUUCAUGUUGCAAUAUUUUCUUUCAUUUUAAAACUACCUUAUUUUGACUGAUAUUUAAGAACUCAGUGGCCAGUUGUAAUUUUGGAUAUUUCUUAAAACAAGAAGCUACCGCACCAUUUGCACAAAGCAGUCUCACAGGGACUUGCCACAGUGACUUUAUGUGCAGAUCCCCCCCCAUCACUGGGAACAGCAGCACCCGGACCUCCUGGGGUGAGUGUCACCUUGGGUUGCUGGCAAAGUGCAUGGUGCGGGGUGGACACAUUUUUAACCUGGUACACUGCCACCACUAUGUGACCAGAGGGUCAGUCUCAAGCAUCCAUCAGAAGUUUUCCAAGACUCUCAUGGCACCAUGGAAGCACAACUGUUGCUCUAUGAGCACAGUGUUGUCAGGCAUUGCCCCACAUUGCGCUGUGACUGGAAACCAUGGACUCUUGGCCAGGAUACCUCUGACAUGUCUGGAAGGGGCUGGGGGUUCUUCCCAGGAGGAAGUGCCCUCUACUUCACUGUGUACUGCCUUUUCAGUGUGAACGUCCAGUCCUUCCUGGGGAUUUGCCUUCUGUUGUUAGCCUUGGACUGUCAGUUACUAUGACCAGCACUGCCAAGCAGCGGCCCAGUAGCCAGGCAGAGGUUUCAUUUCUCUGGGAAUUCCUGACUUUUUUACUGUGAAGAUGAAAUUAUUGUAAUAGCAUGAAAGUCGUGGGUCUGUGUGUCUAUGAAGUGAGUUCGUCUACUGUGAGCUGAUUUUAGAACUCUGUUAUGUUGCAUACCACUAGACCAGCAUCUUACAUCCAAGGGGACUACAAUUAUGUGACAUGAUUUGUGAAUUUGUGUGUCCAAUAACAGUUCUGGAAUGAAGGUAGGAAAGUAGAGUGUAUUCUUUGUUUAAUCAGUGUCCACCAAACCAGUGUUUAACUGUCUUUUGGAAAUAAUUGUGGGGAAACAUACACAUUGGGCCUGUUGAGAGAUUAAUUUGUGGUGGUUCCUUAAGUGUGACAGAUUCCUGAGAGCCUUCUUUGUCUUAGAAUUCCUCUGGCAUGUUCUACAGUGUCUCAGACUAUCCAAGAACCAAGGGAGCUUGUUCCUGGC